CUCUUCACUAACAAAAAGGGAAAAACCCAGAGAGAGAGAUCGUUAGGGUUUAUCGAAGACGAAGCUUCAUCUUCAAAGGUAGAGAAAUCUUAAUGGAGCUGUGUUUUCUCUAGACUCGUUUCUUGCUUGCGAUCUUUGUUAACGGUUUGAUCACCAAAAAAAAGGAAAUGGCUGAGAUCAAUCUACCACCAUUUGAAGUUGGUCAAAGUGUAGAGUUAAGAUCUUUCGAAUCGGGUUAUCGUGGAGCUUGGUUUCAAUGCAAGAUUCUGAAGAUAUUCAAGAAAGGGAGAUCACUGUACUACAAUGUGGAGUAUCUUGAUUAUCCAGGAGAAGAUAUACAUACAACAAAAGUGUUUCAGCAACGUGAAGGUGGGAGUGAGAAAUACUUAAUGAUUCGACCUGUGUUUCCAAGAAAGUUUCAUGAAAGUGAAGUCCUGAAUGAGGAGGGUAGUCGGGGAGAAGCUAUUGUUGUGCAUGAUUCUUGGAAGGUUGGUGAUUUGGUUGAUUGGUGGGAAGACUAUUGUUAUUGGUCUGGGACUGUUCUGGAAGUGAGAGACAAUGAUUCACUACAGAUUGAAUUGCUGGCACCACCAUAUGGCGAAGGGAGUAUAUACGAGGCUCUGUCUAAGGAUGUGCGUCCAUCGCUGGAAUGGUCACUUGACGAUGGUUGGACUGUGCCUUUUUCUAAGGAUGGGGAAAAGAGGCAAUGCGCUAAGCUAGUGAAACAUGUGAAUGAAGGUCAAGUGGGUGGAGCCGAAUCUAUGGGAGAAGAAAUGCAGAGACCGUCAGAUGAAGUGAGUGCAGCUGAAUCCAUGGAAGAAGAAAAGCAGAGACCGCCUGAUGAAGUGAGCGUAGCUGAAUCAAGAGAAGAAAAAAACCAGAGAUCCACAGAAAAGAUGGAAAGCAAUGAUGAUCUUCCAUUGAACAUCAUGGAAUCAGAGUCUGUAGUGGCUGCUGUCAUGGACUUGGAAGAGCUGAUUGUUCGCUUCGGGUGGCUAAAAGGCAGGCUAGCGCCUAAUUCUUCAGAAAAAACUUCCUGGGUAUAUGAGGAUUACCGUCCAUCCUCCUCAAGAAUGUGACAGGUUCUGAACAUAACAGCACUAAAAAGUUCUCCUCUGGACAGUUCUGUACAGUCUUCAGGUGGAACAUAUUGAGUAGAAGUUGUAAAUGAGCUUUAAGUCCUCAGGUGGAGAAGACUAGAAACUGAACAUAACUCUUAGUUUUUGAAAUGUCUGUCUGUUAGGGUUAUUGUGGUUUGGUUGUUGAUACUUUUUUGCAGCACUUUCCUCUAAAUUCUAAAUGACAGUUUGACACCGAGCCAGCUUUUAGCAGUAUAUCAACAUAAUCUAAAUGAUUGAAAUGUUAUAUUCA
Capsella rubella is the source of this 1371-nucleotide messenger RNA. RefSeq lists its product as uncharacterized. The coding region runs from base 168 to 1079 and encodes 303 amino acids. The transcript has 10 exons. NCBI's taxonomy places the organism in Eukaryota, Viridiplantae, Streptophyta, Magnoliopsida, Brassicales, Brassicaceae. The record is from RefSeq and is a predicted model, not a curated record.